AAUCAUCUUAUACUGACACAUUCAAGUCUUGAAACUGAGUCUGAUUAAUGAGAACCAAAUUUCUUAAUGUACUAUAAUUUCUUGACAGUAUAAUUUCUUUUUGGAAAAAUCUCAACAGUAUUGUUUCUUAAAAUAUAUUUUCUGUAAUUUUAGUACCUAUUUUUAAAAAUUAAAUAAUUUUUUCGAAAUGAUUAAUUUUGCACAUGUUCCUGCCAGAUAUGUAUUUACGUUUGUGGCCAUGCUGGGUCUAAUGAUGUCUUAUUCAAUGAGAUCUUGUUUAAGUUUGGCUAUCACAAGAAUGGUAACACCUUCAAAUACGACACAUUCCUCUAGAACGGAAUUAUUCAAUAGCUCUUCGAAUAAAUGUGAAACAUUUAAUUGGAAUGAAAAAACUCAAGGCUUAAUUUUAUCCGCCUUUUAUUGGGGAUACUUCAUUACUCAUAUUCCUGGAAGUUCUCUAUCGCAAAAAUUUGGCGGUAAAUAUACCUUUGGUUUGGGUAUUUUAUGUACAGCCAGUUUUACCGUACUUACGCCGUUGGUGGUUGACAAUGAUCCAAUGAUUCUAAUGAUUAUUCGUUUCGUCGAAGGAAUUGGCGAAGGCAUGGUCUUUCCAGCUCUUUAUAUUUUACUGGCUCAAUGGGCACCUCCGGGAGAAAAGGGUGUCAUGUCAACCUUUAUAUUUUUAGGCAGUCAAAUCGGUACCUGUUUAUCAAAUAUUGUUGGAGGGUAUAUUUUAGAAUAUGCUCCAGGGUGUGCUUGGAAAUUAGUAUUUUAUGUAUUUGGAUCUUGUGGUAUUAUUUGGUAUGUUUUAUGGCAAUUUUUAUGCUACAAUGAUCCUUUGAGUCAUCCAUUUAUAUCAGAAGAGGAGAAAAUGUAUUUACAAAAAGAACUCGGCUGUAUUCAGAGAAAAAAAACUUUGAAAACGACACCUUGGAAACACAUAUUAACAUCGGUACCCAUUUGGGCUCUUGUGAUCGCAGAAUUCGGUCACGAUUGGGGUGUUUAUGUGGUAAUCGCUGACCUUCCUAAAUUCGUAAACGAUGUGUUGAAAUUCAACCCAGCCGAGACCGGAAUGAUGUCUGGUUUUCCAUAUCUUUCUGUGAUUGUUGCAUCAUUUAUUUCGAGUUUUCUGAACGAUUGGAUUACCAGGAAUGAAAUUCUUUCAAAAGAUGUUUUAAGAAAAAUGUUCACCACAAUCAGUUCGGUUGGCCCUGCUAUUGGAAUGCUCUGCGCUUCGUACAUGGCAACAAAGACCACAGUCAGUCUGUGUUUCAUUUUUGGCAUGGGUACCUUGGCAUUUUCGUACAGUAGUUUAAAAAUCAAUGCUUUAGAUGUAAGUCCGAAUUACGCUGGCAGUAUUAUGGCCGUAGUCAAUGGAGUUGGGUGUAUUGCGGGUGUAUUAGCUCCUUAUUUUGUCGGCUUAAUUACUACUCAUAGAAGCGUUGAAGAAUGGAGAUUGGUUUUUUGGAUCAUGGCUUCUGUAUUGGUCCUUACUAAUUUUAUUUUUGUGAUAUUUGGAUCCACUGAGUUGGAACAAUGGGAUGAUCCUGACAGAAAUGACGAAAAAUGUAUGCUGAGUGAAAUAGAAUCAUGUGGCUCAAGCGCAUAAGUAUUUUAUUUAUUUAUUUUUUUAUGAAACGAUGCCUUUAAAAAUAUUUUUAAUAGAUUUUUAUACUUAGUUUAUUUUUACUGUUUUGCCUGUGUGAACGAUUUUUAUAAUUCAAAACACAGAAUAAACUCAUUUUUUUUGUA
Planococcus citri (citrus mealybug) is the source of this 1752-nucleotide messenger RNA. Its product is annotated as sialin-like. Bases 188 to 1609 code for a protein of 473 amino acids. Gene Ontology annotation, biological process: monoatomic anion transport; transmembrane transport. Gene Ontology annotation, molecular function: transmembrane transporter activity. Gene Ontology annotation, cellular component: plasma membrane. NCBI's taxonomy places the organism in Eukaryota, Metazoa, Arthropoda, Insecta, Hemiptera, Pseudococcidae. The transcript has 9 exons. The record is from RefSeq and is a predicted model, not a curated record.